UUAAUCAAUCAACCCAAACGAACACCGAAGUCAACCUUCAUGCCUAAAUCUUCACUUCUCUUCCCUCCAAAACUCUUCGAUAGCCUUUCCAGAAAUGUCUGCCGCCGCCAUUUCCUCCAUGCUUCUCACGCUCCGCCUCAACCCAGCAGCAGCGCCACCACAACCGCCGCCAUCCUCCAACAAACCCUCUCCCACUUGCUCGCUUCCACCACCAGCGGACCCUUCGUCGCCGCCGCCACACUCCAAGAACUCGUUGACGUCUCCCUCUCAUCCCAUGGGUUCCGUCUCCUCCCCCUCGCCUUCGCCCAAAUCCGGCACCUCAUCGACACUGACUCCUGUAAUUGCCUCAUCAAAUCCUACAUCCGAUCCAACGACCACCACCGCUCUGUUCUUCUCUUCGUCGCCAUGCUCAAAGCUUCCGUCUUCCCCGACCUCUUCACGUUCCCUCCUCUGAUCAAGUCCGCCGUGCAGUUACACCUCCUGGGAUUUGGCCUCUCCCUCCAUGGAUGCGUUACUAAGAUUGGCUGUGACUCAGAUGUCUUUGUCAACACUGCUCUUGUGUCGAUGUACUGCUCAUUUGGCCACGUCCGUGAUGCAGAACGUAUGUUCGACGAAAUGCCCCACAGAAACUCAGUUACUUGGAAUGCGAUGAUUACUGGAUAUGUCAAUAAUAGGCGGUUCAGAGAAGCACACGAGCUGUUUUCCAGGAUGAUUAGGUCUGGGUCUGAGCUCGGUGAGGUGACAAUGGUGUGUGCCUUGACUGCUUGUUCCCAUCUUGGAGCUUUGAGACAGGGCAUCUGGAUUCACAAUUACAUCAAAAACCACAGGUUGACAGUUAAUGUGUUUGUGGGGACUGCGCUAAUUGACAUGUUCAUGAAGUGCGGGGUGGUUGAUGAAGCAGUGAAGGUUUUCCGGGCAAUGAGAGUGAGAAAUGAUUUCACUUGGAACACUUUGAUGUCAGGAUACGCCAUGAAUGGUGGAGGAGAAGCCGCUCUGGGGGUCUUUAAUGAAAUGAUUGCCGAGAACAUCAAACCUAAUGGAAUUACUUUCUUAGCUGUUUUAUGUGCAUGUUGCCAUCAUGGAUUUGUCGACCAUGGAAGAAAGUUCUUCAUCAGCAUGGAGAAGGAUUUUGGAUUGCAGCCUAGGAUUAAGCAUUACGGUUGCAUGGUUGAUCUUCUUGGGAGAGCUGGUUUAUUGAAGGAAGCUUAUGGUCUCAUUCAAACUAUGCCAAUGAAGCCAGAUGCUGCAAUAUGGAGGGCACUAGCUACUGCUUGUAAGAUCCAUGGAGAUUUGGAGCUGGGUGGGCUUGCAAUAAGAAAAUUACUCGAGUUGGAGCCUUGUAGUGGAGAGAACUAUGUCUUGCUGGUGAAUCUUUUAGCUCGUGAUCAAAGGUGGACUGCUAUAGGAAAAGUGAGACAGAUGAUGAGGCAAAGAGGGAUUAAGAAGGAUCCUGGAUGUAGUUCAAUCGAGAUUGAUGGUGUUGUGCAUGAAUUUCUAGUUACUGAUGUGUUUCAAAGGGAUGAGUUGGGUGAUAUCUUUGCAAUGCUGGUUAAGAUGACGAGGGAAUUGAAGUUGGCUGGUUAUCGCGUGGACACGGACAUGGUUUCUUAUGAUUAGGAGGAGGAAGGGAGGGAGAUGUCUGUGAUGCAUCACAGUGAGAAGCUUGCGCUUGCAUUUGGACUGGAAAAUGAGAUUGGAAAAGAUGCCUCUAUAUAGGAAACCGAACUGACCUUACUGAUGGCUGGAGAGGCUUUGCUAUGGAUCACAGUUUGGAAGAUGGGGAUGCCGGCAUUUGAAUUGAGGAAAUCUGCUAGAUUUAAGAUUUACAUUGUAAAAGCCAUUGGGAGCGAAGGAAAAGAUUGCUGGAGAUGUUGAAGGAGCAGAAUCACCAGAAGAAUCUCUAGAAGAAAACCAGCAAAGACUCAUAUGGCUGAAUGUUCAUAUAUAGAACAACUUUGGCUCUUCAGAUGUUGCUGCUCGACAAUUGGGGUACGUAAUCAAGCUGCUUCAGUGUAAUUUGUAGUUCUUGAUUGUCAGUAAGAUUGCUUUUUUGAGGAUUAGUAAGGGCAUUAGAGCAACUGUUGCAUCUGCUAAUGUAGUUAAACAUUAUGACCACCUGCAAACUAUCCUUAGAAGAUGUGGAUUGUCUAUACCUUACAAUUCUAGCGCGAGACCGAGUUUUAAGUAAACAUAUCCUCUUAUUAAAGCCAUAUAGUGUGAUAAACAAACACAGACGUUUAUUUUAGUAUAUAAGCAUCAUCUUUUUGUACAUAAUCACUAAUGGUAUUAUGAGUUAAAAACUGAAUUAACAGUGUUUAAGUCUGAUGAUUAGAAUAGAAUACAACACAAAAAAGAGUAUCUCAAUGAAGUGUAUCAUGCAGAUGUGACAGGGAUGAUUGUGACUUAAUAGGAACUAUUGUCAAGAAGUAUCUCAACGAACACUAAAAAAGAAAUCAUCAUAAUCACCAACCUAAUCCUAAUGCUUAAUAUUGGAUUUUAAAAAUCUUGAAGAGCUGAUCAAAGUAAUUGUCCUAUUUUAUGAUCACAAUGCAAUCAUUUCACUUCCUCCUUGCAAUUGGGGAAAUUAAUAUAUUAAGAGUGCUCACUCGCCAAUGGCUUAUUUGGUGAAGUGUUACUUUCAGAAAGAUACUUUUCAGAAAAAAAUGUAAAUAGAAGAGACUUGUGCGUGAUUUGCUAUCUUCCAAUAAUUAAUCUGUCCUGCUGCCAAUGGCACUGCACUAUUCGAAAUAAAUGAUUUUUUUUUGAAAUUUCAUGGCAACAAUAAAUAAUUAACGACACUUAAAAUUUUAAAAAAAUUUAAAAGAUGCACUUAAUUUUUAAAUGUUUUUAAAGCCUAUUUAUUUUUCAUUUUAUCUCUUCCACCAACCAUUGCAAUGU
This is a messenger RNA of Zingiber officinale, 2898 nucleotides long. RefSeq names its product putative pentatricopeptide repeat-containing protein At5g40405. NCBI's taxonomy places the organism in Eukaryota, Viridiplantae, Streptophyta, Magnoliopsida, Zingiberales, Zingiberaceae. Gene Ontology annotation, molecular function: protein binding; RNA binding. The transcript has 3 exons. The record is from RefSeq and is a predicted model, not a curated record. Gene Ontology annotation, biological process: RNA modification. Bases 40 to 1617 code for a protein of 525 amino acids.